CUCAAAACUGGGCUUUUAGCUAUGUGAAUUUUUUUUUAAGAAGAUGAUUUUUGUGUAAUUUGAUGGGCACAAACCGGUUAUACGUAGACGACCAAACCAGUUUAAUUAUAAUUGAGUCGGCAUUAGGCCUAUGUAAACCAACUUGAUUUCGACAAAGCUUUGAUAUUGCUUGCUUUGCAAGCUUUACGCUAGACGGAGAAUCUAAAAUUCACUAGAAAGAGGAUAUCAAGUCAAUUAAUCUUCUCUUCUUAUUUUUUACUUUUUAGGUCAAGAAAACCACAUCAAUCUAUAGAUAAUCGUUUCAGAUAAUUCUCUGGUUUCCUGUUUUCUAUAAGACGGCAAAAAGGAAACUGAGAAAUAAGAAUUGGCAAAGACAAGAAAAAUGGAAAAGUUGAUUUCAAUUGUGAAAAGGAAACUAUGACGCAUGUGUUUGGCUAUAAAAGGAAGACGUCCCCCAACACAAUCAAAGAGCAAUAAAGACAGAAAGAGAGAAGAGAGCACAGCAAGUUCAUAUCUAAGCUCAGCAGUCAGCUCUUUACACUUUAGGUUUUUAAAUCAUGCCGAAGAACAAAGGAAAAGGAGGAAAGAACAUUAAGAGAGGUAAAAAAGAAGCAGACGACGAUAAACGAGAGAUCAUCUUCAAAGAAGACGGCCAAGAAUACGCUAUAGUUCUCCGCAUGUGUGGCAACGGACGGUGCGAAGCCAAGUGCAUAGAUGGAAUCACAAGGAUGUGUCACAUCAGAGGUAAGAUGCACAAGAAGGUUUGGAUUAGCGCUGGUGACGUUAUUCUUGUCGGACUAAGGAUGGAUAUGGACAACGACACCAAAGCUGACAUCAUCCAUAAGUAUACUCCUGACGAAGCUCGUUUUCUCAAGAGUUGUGAUGAGCUUCCUCGUGACCUUCGUCUUAACGAAGGGGUUGCUGAUGUGUUUGAUGUGGAGGAUGACGUUGUUUGUGGUCAGGACUAUUUUGAGUUUGGUGAUGAUGAGAUUGAUAGGCUCUAAACUAAGCUUUACAUGUAUUUUUUAAUUAUUUUUUACUUUAUUCUUCUUUCUAAGUCUCUCAAACUUGAUUGAUGUCUUCUCUCAGAUUUUUAGUCGGUUAAUAAAAUAUUUUCAUUCUAUGAUUGAAUAGUUUCUAACUGUUUUAGCUAUUGGUUGAAUGGCUACACAAGCGGGUGAAUCUGAGUUUGGUAGAUUUCGAAUUUGAAGUGUUUAUCACUUUUCCAAAUUCGCCAUACCAUUCGACCACGCUUGUGUGGUUAAUAGAACGUCAACAAAAAAAAAGUGUGGAUAAUAGAAUUCACUUUUACGGUUAAAAAAAAUCAAUAAUAAUAGGGAGGAGACUUUUUUCCCUUUUUGUGGAGACUUUUAUUUUUACUUUUUGAACACAAAGUGAAGAGACUAUUUUUCUUGUUACCGUUUACCAAACAAAUGGGUCAGAGAAAGAUCAAGAUGGAGAAGGUUCAGGACAUGAACACAAGACAAGUCACCUUUCCAAAACGUAGGAUGGUUUGUUCAAGAAGGCUAGCGAGUGCCACCCUCUGCAACCCCGAGUUAGGCAUUGUUGUCUUUUCACCGGGAGGCAAGCCAUUCUCCUACGGGAAACCGAAUCUUGAUGCUGUUACAGAGCGGUUCUAUUAAUGUCUUCGGAUUAACUCUGGUGGCAAAGCUUCAAGGGGAGAAGUAUAUAACAAGAUCUGGCAACAACUAUACUUUUAUUCCAAGGCCUGGUGGUCUUAAAAACAAUCCUCCAUCAGGAAAUGUAAAAUCAUGGAGCUCGAGGUAAAACCACAUUUGCUGGAACUGAUCUUUGUAAGAAAAACUCUGUCCGGAGGGAGCAUAUCGAGAGUUAGGUAGCAGAAGCUGCAAUGGAGCUUUACUUCAUGAGGAAUCAAAACGAUCUUUCAAGGUUGGGGAGAUAGAUGCUCCUGCCGAUAAUGAGUUACGUAAUCAUAAAAGAUAAACAUUUAAAUAAAGAAACAAAAAGUUUUUUUCAUAAGCAAGAAGUAACAAAAACACCAAAAAUCCAAAGAAAGUCGAGUUUAGUUUCAUUGAUUCGCCUAAAUAAACAAAAAUAUCCGACAAAAAAAAA
Messenger RNA from Brassica napus (rape), 2094 nucleotides. Its product is annotated as eukaryotic translation initiation factor 1A-like. Lineage: Eukaryota; Viridiplantae; Streptophyta; Magnoliopsida; Brassicales; Brassicaceae. The coding region runs from base 558 to 1004 and encodes 148 amino acids. Gene Ontology annotation, cellular component: cytoplasm. The record is from RefSeq and is a predicted model, not a curated record. Gene Ontology annotation, molecular function: translation initiation factor activity; RNA binding. The transcript has a single exon. Gene Ontology annotation, biological process: translational initiation.